UUCAGGGUUUAAGAAAAACCCCAAGUGUAAACCCUAGACUCCCGGCAGUUAACCAAUUAAGAGCUAGAAGCUCCGAGCUACACAGAAACAAUGGCUUCCGAUUCUAUGGAUUCAAUGACAAUGAGGAUUUCCGAGCUGUUGAAGGAGGUCCAGCUCGAUUAUUCUCCGGUAAACACCAAAAUUAUCAACGACGUCGUUUCCUCCAUCAAAGAGGCCAUCGACAAAAUCCCCGAGAACAAGGUUACUGCUGAUUUAGCACCGGGGUUCAUUAGAGACAUUAAUGCUGAUAAAGUUGAGUUUACGUUUAAGAAGCCAUUGUCGAUAGAAAUUGGAGGUAGUUAUGCAAUGCAAUGCGUUGUCAAACCAGACAUAAAUGUGGAUCUUUUGCUUUGCUUGCCGAAGGAGUGCUUUCAUGAGAAAGACUACUUGAACCACCGGUACCAUGCUAAAAGAUUUCUUUAUCUUUGCAAAAUCAAGAAGCAUCUGGAUGGUUUGCCACAAUUUGAUAGUCUGAGGUGGUCUGCUUUUCAAAAUGAGGCUCGGAAACCUAUACUGGUUGUCUCGCCAGCUGCAAAGCUGGUUGAAAAGACUGGAUUCAUUGUAAGGAUAAUUCCCACAGCAACAUCAUUGUUUAAUCCAUCAAAGCUGCGGUUGGAGCGGAACAAUAUUCGUUCUCUGAAUCAAGGAGAUGUUAUACAGGCUACACCAAAAUACAACAGUAGUAUAUUGGAAGAUUUGUUCAUAGAGUAUAAUGCUGAAUUCAUUAAGAGCACCUUUUCUGAAUGGAAGGAAUUGAAAGAAGCUCUGAUACUGCUUAAAGUUUGGGCUCGCCAGAGGAGUUCAAUAUAUGUCCAUGAUUGUUUAAAUGGAUUUCUAGUUUCUCUUAUAAUUGCCUUCCUUGCAAAAAGAACUGGUAGCAACAGUAUAAAGAACAUAAUGACUGCAAUGCAAAUAUUUCGUGUCACACUGGAAUUUAUUGCAAAUUCUAAAAUUUGGGAUCAGGGACUCUUAUUUAAGGUAGAAGGUGAAAACAGUGAUUCAAUUAAGGACAGAAGAAUAUUCUUCCAACAAUUUCCUGUGGUUAUUUGCAAUUCAUCUAUAGAACUCAAUCUGGCAUUCCGCUUGUCACAGAGUGGUUUCCAAGAGCUUCGGAAUGAGGCUCGAUUGGCACUUAUUUGCAUUAAAAAUUGUAGAGAUGGUGGAUUUGAUGAGCUUUUUAUGACAAAGAUUGAUUUUCCUGCCAAAUAUGACUACUGCAUAAGAUUGAAUCUGCAGGGACACCAUGACUUUCGUAAAUUGGGAUUUUGUUUGGACGAUGAAUGUUGGAGAUCUUAUGAGAACAAGGUUCUUUCUGUCUUGAAUCAAGGGUUGACAGACAGAUCUAAGCUUGUUCGUGUUAUUUGGAAAAAUACUGUGUAUGGAGGCAAUUUUGAGGAGGGGAUGUUAUUAUGGGAUGGAGAACCAUUGCUUAUUGGGAUUUCAGUCAGUUCUGCUGAGGCAGCCUUUAAGAAGGCUAUCAUGGGCCCUAGUCAUGAGGAAAAAGAUAAGGCUCUAGAGUUUCGUAAGUUCUGGGGAGAUAAGGCAACACUACGGCAGUUUCGUGAUAAUAGAAUUGCUGAAGUUGCAGUAUGGGAGUGUAAAGAGUGGGAAAAGCAUCUCAUUAUGAAAGAUAUAGUUGAGUAUGUUUUAUCACGCCAUUUAUCUAUUACCAAAGAGAAUAUCAUUCCCAUUGCUGGCCAACUUGAUUUCACUCUUCUCCAGAAGGAUUUAGAUCCUAUAUCUUUCUCAACUACUCUUUUGGGAGCAUUUGAAGAGCUAUCAAAGCGUUUGCGUCAACUAAAUGAUAUUCCUUUGAAGGUGUCAAGCGUUCAAGCUCUUGACCCAGCUUUCAGGCUGACUUCAGUCUUCCCCCCUGCACCCCAUCCUCUGGCAUAUGAAAAGGGCAUUGACACAAAACUACAGAAGCCUAUUUCUACCUGUCUACGGCCACUUGAAGUUGCAAUCCAGCUGGAAGGCUCAGGAAAUUGGCCAAUGGAUGAAGUUGCUAUAGAGAAGACAAAAUCUGCAUUUCUUCUCAAUAUUGGAGAAAGUCUUCAGAACAAUUGGGGGAUGACAUGUACAGCAACGGAGGAUGAUGUGGAGGUUCUAAUGUCUGGAUUUGCAUUCCGCCUUAAAAUUUUGCAUGAGAGAGCUCUGAGUUUGGUAAAUGGGCAAAUUAAUUCUGGUCCGUCGAAGUUGGUGCUCACUGCAGAUAAAGAGCUCCUCCUACAUAACAUUCAUGCAGGCAAGAUCAAUGGCUUACGAGGUCGUUAUCCAAUUUAUGGGCCAGUUGUUCGUCUGGCAAAACGCUGGGUAUCUGCACAUCUCUUUUCCACCUUGUUGGCAGAGGAGGCCAUUGAGUUGUUGGUAGCUCAUUUGUUUCUGAGUCCUUUGCCAUUUGAUCCUCCUUACUCUCGGAUAACUGGAUUCCUUAGGUUCUUGAGAUUAUUGUCAGAAUAUGACUGGAUGUUUUCUCCUCUGGUCAUUGAUUUUCAUGGUGUUUCUACCAAUGAGGAAAAGCAAGAAGGAAGUGAUUUUACAACCGAGGAUAUGAAGAAAAUCAAUGUGGCUUUUAAAAAAAGCAGAGAAGAAUCACAAACAAAGAUGCAUGAUGUAAGUCCAGCAAUGUUUUUGGCUACUAAAUAUGACCUCGCCUCUGAAACUUGGACCAGAUCAACACCAGCAAUGACAGAGCUUAAGAGAUUAGUGGCAUAUGCAACUAGCAGUGCAAAUUUGUUAACCAAACUGAUUUCCCAAGAUGAAUGUGAUUCUUCUGUCUGGAAGUGCCUUUUCCGCACACCUUUAAACAAUUAUGACGCCGUUGUUCUUCUUCACAGAGACAAAUUACCCUAUCCACACCAUCUUCUUUUCCCAUCUGAACUCGAACAAGGACGGUGUGUGUUGCAUGGCAAACCAACCAAGAUUUUCCAUCCUUUCAUUGUUCCCGCAGACCUCAGAGGGAGGUCUGAGGAAUUGAAAUCUAAGCUGAUGGUGAACUUUGAUCCACUGAGGUGCUUUAUUAGUGAAAUUGAGAGAGAAUUUCCAGACACGUUCAAGAUCUGGUAUGACUCGUUGGGUGGUGAUGCCAUCGGUCUCACUUGGGGAAAAGCUAGUUCAAAGAAACGAGGAAGGGAUUCCAUGGCUGAGGGCGAAGAUCCACUUGAUCUACUGAAAUCUGUUGGUGAAGUUGGUAAAGGCUUUGUGAGAAGUAUUCAUUUCCUUAAAGCCCGAAAAUUAAGCCAAUGAAACAGUUUCACUUUUGUAGAAGUUGAUCAUUAUGUGUAAUAUCAGUAUUUUGAUGAUUAGUGUUUCUAUUCAAACACUGCAAAAUUUUGGCCAACUGACUUUCAAAGGACAACAGAUAGUUGCCGCAUUGCAUUGCGGCAGAACAUGUAUAUAAUUUCUUGAGAGGAAUCCUUUUUUCUUUUUCA
Messenger RNA from Ipomoea triloba (trilobed morning glory), 3470 nucleotides. RefSeq names its product nucleolar protein 6. Gene Ontology annotation, biological process: tRNA export from nucleus; rRNA processing. Gene Ontology annotation, cellular component: small-subunit processome; UTP-C complex; CURI complex. The record is from RefSeq and is a predicted model, not a curated record. Bases 91 to 3285 code for a protein of 1064 amino acids. NCBI's taxonomy places the organism in Eukaryota, Viridiplantae, Streptophyta, Magnoliopsida, Solanales, Convolvulaceae. The transcript has 26 exons.